AUGGGCGUGGUGAGCGUGACCUCAAGCAGCCAGCCCGUCACCUGCAACGUGGCCCACCCAGCCACCAACACCAAAGUGGACAAGACCGUUGCGCCCUCGACAUGCAGCAAGCCCAUGUGCCCACCCCCUGAACUCCUGGGGGGACCGUCUGUCUUCAUCUUCCCCCCAAAACCCAAGGACACCCUCAUGAUCUCACGCACCCCCGAGGUCACAUGCGUGGUGGUGGACGUGAGCCAGGAUGACCCCGAGGUGCAGUUCACAUGGUACAUAAACAACGAGCAGGUGCGCACCGCCCGGCCGCCGCUACGGGAGCAGCAGUUCAACAGCACGAUCCGCGUGGUCAGCACCCUCCCCAUCGCGCACCAGGACUGGCUGAGGGGCAAGGAGUUCAAGUGCAAAGUCCACAACAAGGCACUCCCGGCCCCCAUCGAGAAAACCAUCUCCAAAGCCAGAGGGCAGCCCCUGGAGCCGAAGGUCUACACCAUGGGCCCUCCCCGGGAGGAGCUGAGCAGCAGGUCGGUCAGCCUGACCUGCAUGAUCAACGGCUUCUACCCUUCCGACAUCUCGGUGGAGUGGGAGAAGAACGGGAAGGCAGAGGACAACUACAAGACCACGCCGACCGUGCUGGACAGCGACGGCUCCUACUUCCUCUACAGCAAGCUCUCAGUGCCCACGAGUGAGUGGCAGCGGGGCGACGUCUUCACCUGCUCCGUGAUGCACGAGGCCUUGCACAACCACUACACGCAGAAGUCCAUCUCCCGCUCUCCGGGUAAAUGA
Messenger RNA from Oryctolagus cuniculus (rabbit), 777 nucleotides. NCBI's taxonomy places the organism in Eukaryota, Metazoa, Chordata, Mammalia, Lagomorpha, Leporidae. The record is from RefSeq and is a predicted model, not a curated record.